UGGACCUCCUGGAGCUGCCUGACACCUCCCACCCACAGCAGGCAUCCCCCAAAGCCCCUUUCUGUACUUCCAGCAGGGUCCUGACUGUAGCACAUUCCCAGAGUGCGUCCCCAGUGCUCUCCCUGGUCCCAGGCCUGUUCCCAUGGAUCUGCAGCCUCCAGAGCUGCCCUGACUUGCUUGCAGAAGGUCUUUGUGCUCCUGCCUGUGCUGGAGGCAAUGCCUGGUGUGGGUACCAGUGGGACUGGUCACGUUUCCGGUGUCAUGUGCUGUCCAUGACGGAUGGCAGAGCCAGUUUUUCUGCUCCAAAAGUGGGACUGGGGAGGAGACCGCAACCCUCAAAUACCCGGAGCCCUGGCUGCUGCCAGCCAGGCAUCGAGGAGAUCACUUCUUUUUCAGCUCCAGGUCCUCUCUGCUCCCUAGGUGUGACUGUCUCGUGCCCCAGAGCUCUCUGGUUUGGUGAAAUGUCGACAAUCCUGAAAUGGUUUGGACGGGAGGAUAAGGAGAAAGAGGAGGACAAAAAAGAGAAGGAAGAAAAGGAGAAGGAAAAGACUGAGGGAGAAAAAGAGAAGGAGAAGCAGAAGAGGAGGAAGAAGGAAGAAGAAAAGCAGGGAGAAGGGGAAGAGGACAGGAGCAGCAGCAGCUCUGACAGUGACUCGGAGGAGGACCAAGGCAUUGCCAAGGAUGAGGAGAAGGAAGACAAGGAUUAGUCUUGCAGCAGUGCAUGCCCUGGGCGUGCCAUGGAGGUGGAGAUGGAAAUGGCAGCUUGGGCUGGAGAGUGA
Messenger RNA from Passer domesticus (house sparrow), 779 nucleotides. Its product is annotated as myb-like protein X. Lineage: Eukaryota; Metazoa; Chordata; Aves; Passeriformes; Passeridae. The transcript has 5 exons. The coding region runs from base 273 to 707 and encodes 144 amino acids. The record is from RefSeq and is a predicted model, not a curated record.